Sordaria macrospora k-hell is the source of this 684-nucleotide messenger RNA. RefSeq lists its product as uncharacterized. NCBI's taxonomy places the organism in Eukaryota, Fungi, Ascomycota, Sordariomycetes, Sordariales, Sordariaceae. The record is from RefSeq and is a predicted model, not a curated record.
AUGACUAUCGGAAAGGAUACCUGGCUCCGACGUCGCGACGCUGACGGUGACGAGGACGAUGAGGAUGAGGACGAUGACAUCGACUUCGGCCUGGGCCUCAACCACACCAGCACUAAGAUCACCACGCUUGAUGACGAUGACAUCUAUUCCUCCGUCCUCUACCGCUCGCCCACUAUGGCGAAGGCGCGCCAGGACGGCGGGUCAUCCGACAACGUAUGCUCUUACAACCAGGAUGAGUUUCACUGCGCACGGGCCGACGACAACCGCCACGCUUUUGUGCGGUGGGAGACGGCCGGCCGGUUGUACCACGAGUUCUGCAAUUCAGUCUCUGCCCCAAGCGGCGAGGCCAAUUGGCGGUUUCCGAGGCGGUACAACGCGGGCACGCCGGAGGCGGUCGAGUUUGUCAUCCAGCUGAGCAAUGGUGCGUUUGAAUUCAACCGUGGCCAGUGCCUCGAGAGCAUGGAUUUGAUCAUCAACUCGUGCGACGGCAACGACCCUAACAACCCGCUCAACCUCGAGUUCGGUGGCCGGUACAAGCGGGGAAACUUCCAGUACGAGGUUAAUCCACUUAUGGAGAACCGCGAGAUGGUUACCGAGGCGGGGGGCCGUUGUUGGGGCGAUUAUCGCUUUUUCUAUUCGCACUUUGACGUUGAAGGGCGUGGGCUGGUUGGGCAACGACUUUGA